This is a messenger RNA of Dendrobium catenatum, 1393 nucleotides long. Its product is annotated as pyridoxal kinase. Gene Ontology annotation, molecular function: pyridoxal kinase activity. The transcript has 13 exons. Gene Ontology annotation, biological process: pyridoxal 5'-phosphate salvage. The coding region runs from base 200 to 1204 and encodes 334 amino acids. The record is from RefSeq and is a predicted model, not a curated record. Lineage: Eukaryota; Viridiplantae; Streptophyta; Magnoliopsida; Asparagales; Orchidaceae. Gene Ontology annotation, cellular component: cytosol.
UUUGGAAAUGCAUUUAAAGUCAAAAUUCUCUUCGCACUGUAGCGAGACGUUCCAGGGAAGCUUAGAAGAAAGAAGCAAGAAAUUAUAAAGAAGCUUUAUCCCGGCCUCUUAAUACUUCAUAUCGUCUUGGCGCCGGGCGCGACAGGGGCGAAGGCGGAUAACUAUAGGUUUCAGAUGGAGCAUCGUGUCGAGGAGGUCGAUGAGCCCUCCAAGGAUAACUGCGUUGACAGGUUUUCCCGGUGUUGCCAGGUUCAAGAAUUCCAAUUUGGCGUCACCGCCAAUCCUCUCCAUUGUUCUUCCUUCUAAGACAGGUCGGGUCCUCAGCAUCCAGUCUCAUACUGUCCAGGGAUAUGUUGGCAAUAAGUCUGCUGUUUUACCUCUUCAACUUCUUGGAUACGAUGUUGAUCCAAUAAACUCUGUGCAGUUCUCUAAUCAUACAGGAUAUCCUACAUUUAGAGGGCAAGUGCUAGAUGGUCAACAGCUUUGGGAUCUUGUUGAAGGCCUUGCUGCAAACAAUUUGUUAUAUUACUCGCAUCUAUUGACUGGUUACAUUGGUUCAGUUUCUUUUUUAGAUGCAGUAUUGGGAGUUGUGGAAAAACUUCGUUUGAUAAAUCCUGAACUUAUAUAUGUUUGUGACCCAGUUAUGGGUGAUGAAGGAAAGCUUUAUGUUCCAGAGGAGUUGGUGUCUGUGUAUCGUGAAAAGGUUGUCCCUGUGGCUUCAAUGCUUACUCCUAACCAAUUUGAAAUCGAGAAACUGACAGGUUCCAGAAUUCUUUCAGAAAAAGAUAGUUUGGAAGCUUGUAAUAAGCUUCACGCUGCUGGCCCUCAAAAGGUGAUAAUAACUAGCAUAAUGUUUGAAGACAACCUUCUACUAAUUGGUAGUCAUAAAAAAGUUAAGGGGCAACCUCCUGAACAAUUUAAAAUAGCGAUACCAAAGAUUCCAGCAUAUUUCACUGGCACUGGAGAUCUAAUGACGGCUCUUUUACUUGGAUGGAGUAAUAAAUACCCAAAUGAUCUUGACAAGGCUUCAGAGCUUGCAGUAUCUAGCCUGCAGGCUGUGCUGCAAAGAACCAUUGCUGACUACAAAGAAGCCGGAUUUAAUCCUGGAUCAGAUAGUCUGGAGAUUCGGCUAAUUCAGAGCCAAGACGACAUUAGAAAUCCACAAGUUAAAUACAAGGCUGAAAAAUAUGCGCCAAAGAUUUGAUGCAUAGCUAAAACUCCAAGAUUUCCUUCAAAAAUGUAAGCUGAGACGGCGUUAAAGUGAAUGUAAUAUGAAUAAAAAAACAUUGAGGCAUUCGUGUCCUAAUUAUGAAUCUUUCAUUUAUGAUUUCAAUUUUCAAUCCAUUCAUGUUGGGAAAAUGAUCAUAAUAAUACCAAAUUUUAGAAAAAAAAA